This is a messenger RNA of Heterostelium album PN500, 1104 nucleotides long. RefSeq names its product 26S proteasome non-ATPase regulatory subunit 6 (gene psmD6). The coding region runs from base 1 to 1104 and encodes 367 amino acids. Lineage: Eukaryota; Evosea; Eumycetozoa; Acytosteliales; Acytosteliaceae. The transcript is spliced from 5 exons. The record is from RefSeq and is a predicted model, not a curated record. Gene Ontology annotation, biological process: proteasome-mediated ubiquitin-dependent protein catabolic process.
AUGGAAGAAGAGAUUAAAAAGUUACCAGAUUUGCGUGUAUCUGAAUUGGUAUUCCUUGCAACACAACAACCAAGUAAUGCUGUAGUAAAGAAAGAUUUACUUGUAGAGAUUGAAAAAUAUCAAAUGUUACCACUUUAUAAGAAAUUAGUUGAACAAUUGAAAUGGGAAGAGGAUCGUCAGUUAUCAGAGAAAUUAAGAGUGGAAAACGAAAAGGAGUUGACAGAGUUGAAUUUCAAGAUAAAAGAUGCCGAAGAAAACUUUGGUGAGUCUGAAAUCAGAGAAGCAUUCCUAGCGAAAUCUGAUUACUAUUGUAGAAUUGGUGAUAAAGAUAAAGCAUACUCAAGUUAUAGACAAACCUAUGAAAAGACAGUACCACUCGGUCAGAAGUUGGAUUUGAUAUUUACAGUGAUUCGUAUGGGUAUCUUCUGGAUGGAUCACGAUAUUAUCACACGUAACUUGGAGAAGGCCAAAUCGUUGGUGGAGGAAGGCGGUGACUGGGACCGUAAGAACCGUUUGAAGACCUAUGAAGCUGUAUAUUUAAUGUCGAUUCGUAAAUUCAAGGAGGCCUCCGAGUUGUACUUGGAUACACUGGCAUCGUUCACCUCGGUCGAGUUCAUCGACUACCCGAUCUUUGUAGAGUAUCUCGUGUUGACCUCGAUGUUGCAUUUGGAUCGUGUCUCGUUGAAGACCAAGGUCAUCGAUUCGCCCGACGUACUCUCGGUGAUUGGCGACGUUCCACACCUCAGUGAGCUGCUCCACAGCUACUACGACGGUGAGUACAACCAAUACUUUGUACACUUGGCACACUUUUCCGAAUCGACCAAGAACGACCGUUAUCUCGCCGCUCACUCUCGUUUCUUGACCAGAGAACUCAGAAUCCUCAGUUACAACCAAUACUUGGAGUCAUACUCUAGUGUACGUUUAGAAUCAAUGUCCAAUCAAUUCGGUGUAUCUUUUGAUUUUAUUGAUAGAGAGUUAUCACGUUUCAUCUCUGCAGGAAGAAUCAGUUGUAAAAUCGAUAGAGUCUCUGGUGUUGUAGAGACAACAAGAUCAGAUUCAAAGAACUCCAUAGUCCAAAAGUUAUCUCGUGUCAUCAAUGUUUAA